CACUGUCAACUGGGAACGGGACUUCGAAUGGGUCUCCGGAUGGGCCUGUGAGUGCGACUGGAGCUGUCGCUGAGCCUUCGGUUGACAGCUGUCAGUGUCAGUUUACAUAAUUUAUAGAUUUCAGCGCAUAAAAAAGUCAUAAAAUUUACAAUGUUGCUUUCAACAAAAACACAUUCGGGCGAUUCUUCUGAUGCCUUAUUUUUAUGAGGCAAGACAUCAAUUUUCGCACAGCACAGUCUAGCCUGCCUAUAGCAACUACACACACACACACAUAUACACACUAACACUAACACCCAUUUAUAUUUCUCAAUUUUCCAUUCUUCGAAGCAAAAGGAAAAGAUUGUUUGUAUUGCCAUUGGCAUUCGAAAUGCUUUUGAUUUAUUUGUAUUUAUGUGAUUUCCUUCUCAUAGCCAGCUCCAGCGAUAAAUUCUCGCACUCAACAAAAUACAUAAACGAUUUAUAGUUGCAAAAAGCGGGCCAAACAAUAACUAACAAAGCGCAGCGGCAGUGGCAACAAUGGCUACGACGACCCAAAAGGAACUCCAAAUGGAAGAGAAGAAAGGAUUUCGAUGCUAAAUCCCUCAGCGCAGCAUAAAUCUUUAAUGGAAAACCUUUCGCACUUUUAGCUCUUAGAUGUGAUUAAGCCGGGCCGAGAGCUGCUGUCAUAUUUUAUACAAAUAAAAAAAAAAAAUAAAAAUAAAAAAGGUAGAACGAACUUUAAAAAUAUAAUUUUACAAAGAUGGCUGGGAGGUAAUAGUUAAGGUUAAGGUUUCAUAGAGUAUAUCAGCCUGACUAUUCAGUCGAGUCAGACAGACGACGCAUUUUAAAGAAUUGAAAUCAAAGCAAUAUCAAAAUGCCAGAAGAAAUUCCGGAAAAAGAUAGGCCGGCAUAUUCUUUCUUCUUCGGAUCGAUGGGUGCAGCAUCGGCCAUAAUCUUCUCGGCUCUGGGAGCUGCUUAUGGAACAGCCAAGUCGGGCACGGGAAUAGCAGCCAUGGCUGUGAUGAGACCUGAACUGAUCAUGAAGUCUAUUAUUCCGGUGGUGAUGGCCGGUAUUAUAGCCAUUUACGGAUUGGUUGUCUCCGUUUUGAUUGCUGGUUCAUUGUCGGAUACUUAUACCAUUCGAAAGGGUUAUAUCCAUCUAGCCGCCGGACUUUCCGUUGGUUUUGCCGGACUGGCGGCUGGCUUUGCCAUUGGCAUUGUCGGCGAUGCUGGAGUGCGUGGCACUGCCCAGCAGCCACGUCUCUUUGUGGGCAUGAUCCUGAUCCUGAUCUUCGCCGAGGUUCUGGGUCUCUAUGGUCUGAUUGUCGCCAUUUAUCUUUACACCAAGUGAAAGCAAUUUUAUUUACAAAAACAUGGACUUUUAUAAUUUCUAAAAAGAUACAAUCUUUUUGUAGAUUUAACUUUUUUCAAGUUACAAUAAAUCAA
Molecule: messenger RNA, 1425 nt
Organism: Drosophila eugracilis
Lineage: Eukaryota; Metazoa; Arthropoda; Insecta; Diptera; Drosophilidae
Product: V-type proton ATPase 16 kDa proteolipid subunit-like
Exons: 2
Coding region: 854-1330 (158 amino acids)
Biological process (GO): proton transmembrane transport
Cellular component (GO): proton-transporting V-type ATPase, V0 domain
Molecular function (GO): proton-transporting ATPase activity, rotational mechanism
Source: RefSeq, a predicted model, not a curated record